Molecule: messenger RNA, 678 nt
Organism: Paramecium tetraurelia
Lineage: Eukaryota; Ciliophora; Oligohymenophorea; Peniculida; Parameciidae
Exons: 3
Source: RefSeq, a predicted model, not a curated record
AUGAAAAUUAAAGAUUUGAUUUAAGUUAGUCAAAAGAACAUGACUAAUAAUGGGAAUAUUAAUUUGAAUCUUAAUACUGAAUAUUAGGUAAAGGUUACAUUUGACAUGUAAGAUCAGAAUAAUAAGAACUUGAGACAUCAAUAUUCAAUUAAUAAUAAUUUAUAAUAGUAGGAUAGACUACGUGAAACUUAGACUAGACUGAUGUUGGAAUAAAUGCCAUCCAAUAGAAUGAUCACUCCUGGAUAUAGAUUAUCACUCAAACCAAAAGGAGAUGUAAGUGAUCAAAUAGACUCACAUCUUGUAGAACAAAUUAGACAACUUAACACUUUAGGAAUUGCUAAUACAUACAAUAAUCCGAAAUUUGAUGAUUUUCUAGGUCAUUUAACAAAAUACAACGAACUAAAUUUAGAAGUGUAAGAAUGUACAAUUAAAUAAAAUGAAUUGAGAAUUAAGAAAUAGGAGAAGCAAACGUUUUUUAAAAUAUUACAAAAAAAUGAGAAGCCUUAAGAUUAGAAAGCUGAACAAUUCAUAACAUCUGACGACGUAGAUAAAUUGAGAAGAGCUAAUGAUACAAAGACUAUUACACUUAAGAAAUUGAAAUACCAAAAGGCAGUGUAUAUGUUAAUGCCUUAAUUCCCAUAAAAAAUAACUUAACAUUAACCUAAAUAUUUAGUGUGA